Pygocentrus nattereri (red-bellied piranha) is the source of this 1098-nucleotide messenger RNA. Its product is annotated as synaptonemal complex protein 3-like. The transcript is spliced from 9 exons. The record is from RefSeq and is a predicted model, not a curated record. Lineage: Eukaryota; Metazoa; Chordata; Actinopteri; Characiformes; Serrasalmidae. Gene Ontology annotation, biological process: spermatid development; meiotic cell cycle. The coding region runs from base 263 to 871 and encodes 202 amino acids. Gene Ontology annotation, cellular component: synaptonemal complex.
CUUUAGCUGACUCUGUUUCGGGCUCAUAAUUCGCUUUUUUGUUCCUAAAAUCAGCCCAGAAGUGUCUAAAUCUAUAUUUAAGUCGUCGGCACAUCUUCAUUAGCGUAGUUAUCGACGUUAGCCUUAGCCAACGAGCUAACGACAGUAGCUGAAAAGCUAUUAUUUGUACAAAAUUAGCCUCCGCCGAGCUCCGUGUCACGAUUUCCUCUUUUGAAAUAAGUCGCAGCUGAACUGACACGGAGGAGCGAUAUAAAAGCCCGCGAUGUCUCUGAAAGACUGCAGUGCCCCGAAGGACACCAGCAGACCUGGUGCUUCACUGAAAGGGAGGAAGCGCCGGUCCUCCGCCGACAUCUCUCAGGGUGGCGAGGUGAUGGCCAUGCUCGACAAUUUUAGAGCUGAUAUAAAUAAAGCAUUUGUUGCCAAGAGGAAAUGCUUAGAGACCUUCACCAGCUCUUCUCUCAAAACCAGCCAGCAGAAGAUCGAGGAGGUGUGGAAGUCCCAGCAGAAUGAGCGGGCUCAGAUGUCUGAAGAUUACGGCACUCAGUUCAGCUCUGUGUUCCAGCAGUGGGAGUCAGAUAUACAGAGGACCAAAGACCAGGACAAGAAGCUCAUGUCUUUGUUCCAGCACCAGAAGUCGAUGUUCCAGCAGAUGAGAGCUUCCCGGGGCCAGAGGCUGAAGAUGCUCCGACAGCUCAUGGACCACUACAUCAAAAGCAUGCAGGAGCUGGAAGUGACCCAUGAGGAGCAGAACACUGCGGUGAUGAGCGAGUUACGCCAAGAGAUGGCGCUGCUCCAGAAGAAAAUCCUCAUGAACACACAGCAGGAGGAGAUGGCGUCAGUGCGCAAAGCUCUGCAGUCGAUGCUGAUGUAGGUACUUUACAGUAACACCAGACAACAAAGUAAGAGUCCUUUAAAUGUUCCGAACCGCUCCAGAAGGACGCUCUGAAAACUAGCCGUUCCAUGUUGUUUGGAUGGGCGUUCAGUUUGCACUGUCGUCAGCUGUUCAGGACAUGUCCUCUGUCCAUUUUCACCCAGUUUUCUUCAUUUUUCAUUCAACUUUUUGUCCCUGAGAGGUUUGAAAUAAAACGUUCAAUCUCA